AGAAAACUUGGACGAGUCGAGCUGUGAUUUUGGCUGCAGGCCAGAGUACAAUAAACUCGGUACCGGGGUAGGGAGAAGAACCAUACUGCUACUUCACCAUGUUUAGAGUUACUUCAAGAAAAUUCGGGAUUACUUCUUUUCACGGUGCUUCACUGUUGAUUAUAACGGCUUUUCUGUUGACGUUAGUAAAGUGGACUGUAGCAUUUAACAUAGAUUUAGCAACAGUAUUGAUACAUCAUGCAUCAUCAAAUACCCACUUUGGUUUCUCCGUCAGCUUACAUAGAACCCAGGGUAAAAGUUGGCUACUGAUUGGUUCCCCCACAGCCAAGACAACUCAGCCUACUGUGACAAAAGGGGGAGCUGUGUACAAAUGUGGUGUUGACAAGAGUAACAACUGUCACCAGAUUACCUUUGAUAUCUCAGGUUCUGGAGAAAUCAUCACUGAGAAUAAACGGGAACAUACAGAAAACAAAUCGCAUCAGUGGUUUGGUGCGACAGUCUACAGUGCUGGGGAAAAUGGACCUGUUGUGGCAUGCGCACCUCGUUAUGUAUACUUCUCAAACAGCCUCAGAAGACGCGAUCCUGUUGGCACAUGUUGGACAGCACGUAGCUCGCUGUCUGGAUUCAAAGAAUAUUCUCCUUGCCGGACAUCUGCCUGGGGCUACCAUCGACAGGGGUCGUGCCAGGCGGGACUCUCUGCAGUCAUUUCUAAGAAUGGUAGGUGGCUUUACAUAGGAGCAGUAGGCAGCUGGUACUGGCAGGGUCAAGUGUUCUCCCAAGACCUUUUAGCCAAACAAUACUUAUACUCCACAUCGGAGGCACCCCAGUCUGAAGACGACAGUUACUUAGGUUAUUCUGCCGCUGUUGGAGAGUUUACUGGAGAUGGUGAGCUAGACUUAGCAGUAGGCAUGCCACGUGGUCAUGAGUUAAACGGCAAGGUGUUACUUUUUACCACAAUUCUGAAGAGCAUACAAAACCUUACAGGAGAACAGCUCGGUGCUUACUUCGGCUACGCUCUUUGUGUGGCUGACGUCAAUGGUGAUCGACUGGAUGAUGUUAUCGUGGGAGCACCACUACAUUCUGACUUCACUGCCAAAAGUAGAAGUUAUGAAGAAGGACGUGUGUAUAUAUUCUUCCAAACUGCAGAGCACCAGAUGAGAAACAGGAGUUACUUGGAUGGAGUGUACGCUAAAGGUCGAUUUGGCAUGGCCUUAUCUUCACUAGGUGAUAUAGACAGAGAUGGAUAUCAAGAUUUUGCUGUUGGAGCACCUUAUGCUGGAGAGAAGGAACGUGGAAUAGUAUAUAUUUUUCAUGGAAGCCGAAAUGGCAUGAAGUCCACUAAACCCUCGCAGAUUAUAAGAGCUGAAGACAUUGGUGAUCCUGGAUUAUCAACGUUUGGGUUUUCUCUUUCAGGCGGCAUGGACAUGGAUGAAAACCACUAUCCUGAUCUUCUUGUUGGGGCCUACGAAUCCAAUCGAGCUAUCUUUUUCAGAUCUAGGCCCGUAGUGAAUCUCUUUGUCAAUUUAAUGAUUGACCCCAAUUCUAUCAACCUGGAUGAACAAAUUUGUAGCCUCUCUGAUGGAACAGGAGUGUCCUGCGUGGUUGUUUCUGUUUGUCUUCGGUAUAAUGGAACAGGUGUGCCCUCUGAACUACAUGUUUUAUUUAAAACUCGAUUGGACAUUGGUUUGGAGCAAAGUCCACGUGUGUUUUUUCUGGACAGAGAAAAAAUAAACCACAGUUAUUAUCAAGUCUCUCUCAGGAAAGGCUCUGUAUUCUGUAAAAGUGUUUAUGCUUAUAUUCAGGAACAAGUGCGAGACAAGCUGACACCCAUUAUAAUAGAAGUCGCCACUGAGUUGAGAGACUUGGAACCUUCCAGAAAAAUCCUGAAGCCAAUCCUUAAUGAGACCCUACCACGAAUAUUAAUGAAACAAGUUAACAUUCAGAAGAACUGUGGAAAAGACAAUAUGUGUAUUCCUGACCUGACUGUGGAAGUGAAAGCGAAUAUGGACGAAUAUUUGAUUGGAAGCAGAAAGAAGCUCGAACUCACUGUUAACAUUACCAAUCAUGGAGAAGAUGCAUUUGAAGCUAUGUUAUAUCUAGAAACUCCCCAAGACUUUAAUUAUGUUAAUAUCAACAAGACCAGCGCUAGUAUGACUAUCAGCUGUUUUCCAUACUUGCAUACUCCUGAAGUCAAUAACAUCGUCUGUGAUAUCGGCAACCCCUUCCCUGCUGGACAUGAGCUCAUAUUUUCUGUGAUUCUAAAACCAGCUAAAAUGGCCUCUAGAAUUCCGCAUUUCCAUUUUAAAAUGAAAGUAAAUAGGUAAGUUCAAAUUUGAAAAAAUUUUAUUAUGUUACAAGU
This is a messenger RNA of Limulus polyphemus (Atlantic horseshoe crab), 2359 nucleotides long. RefSeq names its product integrin alpha-PS2-like. Gene Ontology annotation, cellular component: external side of plasma membrane; integrin complex. Gene Ontology annotation, biological process: integrin-mediated signaling pathway; cell-cell adhesion; cell-matrix adhesion. The coding region runs from base 99 to 2324 and encodes 741 amino acids. The record is from RefSeq and is a predicted model, not a curated record. Lineage: Eukaryota; Metazoa; Arthropoda; Merostomata; Xiphosura; Limulidae. Gene Ontology annotation, molecular function: integrin binding. The transcript has 22 exons.